GACCAGGGGGCGUAGGUUUGACCGGCUUCUCGGAGGCUCAGACACAAUGAACCGUCAGACGGUGAGGUGCACGCAUGUUGGGUCCGAGGUAUCGGCACGGUUUUAGCACAUUAUUUUUCUCCAUUGUGCCUUUUCUUUGACUUUCUUAGUAAUUUUCAAACUACUGAUUCGCUGUAUGGCGGUAACAAGGCUAAACUGGAACCGGUUGGCUCGUCGAGUUUGAUGAAAACGAGGUCGGGAUCAGACUACCGUUAGCCCCUCCUGGCGGAUUUUUUUUUCGUUAUUUUUUUUUCUAGCUAAAGCCAACUAAACAAGGAAGAUAACAAUGUCGUUGACUGCUUCAUCUGAUUAUUUCGCUGCCGAGUGUCUGGUAUCGAUAUCUAGCGGUCCUGUCCUGCACAGACCCACCCCGGUCGCCCCCGCCAGCCAGCCGGCCACGGUGGGCCUGCACCCCGGGGAGCCCGACGGUUCAAGCGAGGACAGGGAAGUGCGGGAGACUCUGAGGCUGGAGGGGGCGAACAUGAUGGCUGUGGCCGGUAUCCUCACCGACCUGCACGGUAAGUUCCGCCCGAUGUCGGCCUACUCGGAGAGCAGCAACUCGUCAUGUGGUGGGGAGAGCGGUUACACCACGUUGUCCGACCCAACCACCCCUACCAUGACCCCCUCAGCCACCCCGGUCCCCGGACAGCAGCUGAGGGGGGGAGGAGGAGGAGGAGGCGUGGGGGCCCCGCGGUCCCCGGUGAAGCGACAUCAGUGCACUUUUGACGGAUGCGACAGAGUUUACGGGAAAUCGUCCCACCUGAAGGCACACAUCCGGACACACACAGGUGAGAGGCCCUUCCCAUGCACCUGGCCUGACUGUGAGAAGAAGUUUGCACGCUCUGAUGAGCUAGCUCGCCACACCCGCACCCACACGGGAGAAAAGCGCUUCCUGUGCCCACUGUGCGACAAGCGCUUUAUGCGCAGCGACCACCUGAUCAAGCACGCCCGUCGCCAUCCUGACUUCCAGCCCUCCAUGCUGGGACGCAACAAGGGCGCAUCCACUGUUUCCAGUCAGGCUAUGCACCAUUAGGAUGGUUUGGGUUUUGGGGGGUGGGGGUGUUCCUGUGCACUCGGGGUCAGCAGGAGCACAGAAGGUCACAGUGGUUUCAAGUUAACCAGCUACAAUCAGAUCCACUGACGAGGAUUUAGCAUUGCUGUGUUGUACUCAAAAAUGUGCACAUACACAAACGAACACACACACAAACAGGGCUGGAGGUGAGGGGGGAAGUAGCCUCGCCUCUCCAUUCACACAGAUGAGUCAUGUGACCGCUAUCCACCUGUGCAGCAUAACAAGGGUUGGGUGUAAGAACGUUCCAAAUCUGUAAGAACUGAAGAUUUGUUAAGAAAUUUGCUUUUCGAUUCCACCUAUCGUUUCCUGAGAGCAAAGUUUGGACCUACUGCACUUCUUUUUACAUUUUUGCUUAUAUAUGUGUCAAAGCACAUGUAUAAUGUUUACAAUACAGCAGAGUGGAGCUAUGCUUUCAAAAGUAUAGCUACACUUCAUAAAAGACAGUAAUGACAUAGUGAAAUGUAAUCACUGCAUGAAAAAGGAGAGGAAAGUCCAUUAACAUGAUGACACAUCUACUACAGGAUAGUAUAAGAAUGUAGCGUUUUAAUAUCCUGUGUUGUGACAUGGUGAAAUUCAAUGGUGAAACCUUUUUAUUGAUCGAAUAACCAGAUGGGAAGUGUCAGUUUUUGGUUUAUCUUCUGAAUUAUAUGUCGGACGAAUCAAGGUACUUCAUCACAUUGAUGCAAAAAUUCUGUAAAUCCAUUUAUGCCAUGCAGCUGUUAUUCUCAGUGAUUUGCAGCAUUGCCUAAUACAGUAUUCUUAGGCUUUUAAUGCCUCACAAAAUAAAAACUAAAACCAUUCAACUUCUGCAUGGCACAACAGAGAAUAUUUAUUUUCUUCUUUUGACCAAAAUACAUCAAAAAAUACCAUAUCAUUUAUGACAUGUUUAUGGCAGUCUAAACCGUAUGAAAAUAAAUGUGGUUUGUGCUUUGAAUGUACUUUGGUUUUCUUUCUUAAUCAGGAUUCGAUAAGAGUCGGAAUCAUUAAGCAGAUUUCAGUGGAUAAAAUAAACCCAACCCUAAACUUAACCUCAUUUUCUCAAACUGAAACACUUUCACAAAUUGCAGGGAUUUCUCACAUUUUCUGUAAAAAUCUGCAUAUUCAUCAUCAGCCAAAACACCUCUGUUUUCUUGUGGUUAAUUUGCUGAUUGUUGUUGUGCUCUUCAGCACCAUUUAUUUACCAUGAGUAGCACAAUGUUGUGAUGUUAGGUAGUGAGGCAGUGAGUAGAAGCUUUUUUAGCUUUUCUUUUUUAAUAGCUUUGCUGAGUCUGUAUUCUAAGUUUUAGUGGUGACACAUUCCUUUUUUUAUUGCAUUAGUAACUAUCAAUGAGGUGAUAUAUGUCAAUAUUUUUUCUUGUAUACUGAAUUAACAAUAGAUCAAAUAUUAAUUUUGCCAGAAAGUGGAUCAAAUCUCACUGUAGAGGAGCUGUUUGCACGCCAUUCUUAAGUCUAGAUCAGUUAUCACUCAUGAAAUGCUGACACAUAAUACACAGUAGUAUUAUGUCUUAUAGUGAUGCAAAUGUAUAUAAGCUUUAAGCUUUUAAUCUAGAAACAUGGUAAUGCUACUAGCAGCAGAAUUAAUACGUGAUGACUUGUAGUCCUUAUAUUAGGGUUAACAGUAUAUGCUUGAUAAGAUGGCAUUGCCUGUGAGUGUCAGUGUUUUUUUUAAUUUACAUUUUUGUUAGUGACAGAACUGGGAAAAGUAUGCGGUGGGAUCAAAAUAUUUAGGGGGAAAAAAGACGACAUGAGUUGAGCUUGGUUCUCAGCCUGCUCCCUUCAAAGUAAAAGCGUUCACUCAUCAUUGUUGGGGAGUUACACGGUAGAAACAUAUUUCAGGAUCAGUUGUUUCUACAGGUGUAACUAAUAACAACAGCAAUAACUGGAAUGCAGCCAUUAAUAAUGUUAUUACUUUUGUCUUUGGUAAAUUAAAAUGGCCACUGUCAUAAAGAUUUGAUACAAACAAGGAUUUGUUAAGAACCUGUUUAGUUCACCUAAAUAUUCCCAUCAGUUCAGUAGUCCUAAUGAAUUAUAUGAAUCAUCACAAGAAAUGAAAACAACAUUCAAAAAACCGAAUCAAGCAAAGCUCAUGUGAAGUAAAUGUUUAAAAUUUAUUUGAGUACAUACAGAGUCCAGGUCUGAUUCUAGAGGGGUUGAAUCUUUUUCUUGUUUAAUGUUUCCACACUGUUUGUCCAACUCAUGGACAUAUUCCUUUAUCUCAGUGAACAACAAAUCUUCAGGAAACUCUGAAAGCCUUAAACUAUGUCAUAACUACUUUGCACCAUGUUUACAGUUGAUCAUUGUAUAGGUAUAUAUGCCCUCCUGCGGGCUCAUUACAGAUACUCAUUAUGCAAUAUGGCACUUUUUUCUUACAGGUGUAUUUGGCUGAAUAGUGUAAUGGCUUGCACUGUUACUAUGCUUCUCCAAGCAAGCACUGUGGAACUUUGCUAAUGUGUUGAUAACCAAUGGUUUGUAAAACUGCCUUUUUUAUUCAAAUGCUUUAGAAAGCGUGAUGAAAUAACUGGGUAGUUGUUGUUUUUUUGCUUUGUUUAUUUUAGAGUUUGCUUAGUCAUCCAGGCCAUCACCUGUUGUGGAGUUUGUUUAAUUAGAUUUUUUUUUCCUAGAUGGGACACACAUCAUUAUUGCUCCCAGAUCUGUUGACUUAUGUUUCCUCCACACUAAGAUCAAAGAACUUCAGAUGUCUUCCUCAUUCACAUCAAACCAUCUUCAUUAUACCAUUUCACUGUAGAUCUGUUUGUCUUUAUCAGGAGCUGUACUCAUUGAGGUGAAUGCAAUGCUUUUGAAAGUUUUGUACAUGUUUCCUCAGAGGUUCAAUCUGUUGACAGUUUCUGGCUGCUGCUGGCAGUAACCAGAAACACAUGGACUGUUUAACAAAGGAACACACAUACACAAUAUAUAUAUACUUCUUUUCUACGCUUUCAAAUGGAAAUAUAUCCUUCCAUCAUCAGAUGGAAAGGUCUUUUCACUCCGACUCUGUCCGGGUCUCAAAGCUAUAAUAUCACAAGAAGAACAUACCUCACUGAUUUUAUUUUAUUUUAUUUGCCGUAUCUGUGCAGAAUCCAUCCAACCUGUCUCUCAGAACUUCCUAUAAAGCCAUUGAACCUCGGGUUUCAGAAAUUUGUUUUUAUCAGCCAGAUGGUCUGUUUUGUACCCUUUGUCCUUAUAUUGUCUGUAUAUGCAACAUCACUACUACCUGUGUAGCAGCAGAAUUUCCUUUUCCCCUGCCUCUACGAACUUCUGUUGUUAAUAGACAGUGGUAAACGAAUCUACUGGAUAAAUCACCAACAGUCCCUGUUGUCAAAGCUCAGCAGCUGUUUUAGUCACCAAGGGAAAGACUCACUGUUGGCUGGGGCUGAAAAUCAUUAGUAUAAUGUAAAAAUACCUGUAGACUGUCACGUCACUGCAGAUAUCGAUUGAAAGAGCUCAGUCCAAAUCUAUUUGUUCAUAUCACUGAAUGUGGCUUGAUGACAGACGAGCAUUAUCCACUUUGGAUUUAAUUUGUGCUGCGCUGCCUUGCUGAGAGAAAAAGAAGCGAUAAUUUCUCUUGUCACCACACUAAUUCAGAUAUGCACAUUGUACAGAAACGGAUGUUUUUUAAAUUGAUGCCUAAUUUUUACAUUAAUGUAAUUUUUAAAAUCCUCUUAUCAAAGCUUUAGUUAAGGUUAAUAGGAGGAACUGUGGAACUAAAUAAUAACUGCAACAAGCUGUUUUGAUAUUUAUAUUCUCAGGUGUCUUAAAUUUUGAGCUUUGGAGUUUCAAUAUUUCCUGUGCAACACCGAAGUACAAGCAUGUUUUAUUUCUUUUAUUAUUCUGAUUAAUUUAUUACAAAAAAGACGUAUCAUUUGUGUGGUUUAAUUAUUCUUUUCAUAACUCAUUUUGUGACGUGGAACUCUACUAAUAUUAAAUGGUUCCAUUGUUUGCUUGACAUGAAAAUACCAGUGCUUUUUUUUUUUUUUUUAAAUAAAAAUCCCUAAGUUGA
Molecule: messenger RNA, 5108 nt
Organism: Lates calcarifer (barramundi perch)
Lineage: Eukaryota; Metazoa; Chordata; Actinopteri; Centropomidae
Exons: 2
Coding region: 326-1072 (248 amino acids)
Biological process (GO): regulation of transcription by RNA polymerase II
Molecular function (GO): RNA polymerase II cis-regulatory region sequence-specific DNA binding; DNA-binding transcription factor activity, RNA polymerase II-specific
Source: RefSeq, a predicted model, not a curated record